AAACUGACAAAGUUAUUUGGCGGCAAAAUACGCGUUUCGUGCUCUUGUGCAAGAUUUUCUUUUGUGCCUCUCCCAGUGAAUUUUGACCGAUUUUAUUCAAGAAAAACUUAUAAAGUUUGUGAAAAACACCUUUACAUCCUCACCAAUUAUUUUUCCACACCAGACGAUAAAAGAAAAUAGACGAAAAUGUUUGAGGCACGAUUGACUUCCGCAACAACCCUCAAGAAAGUCUUGGAUGCUAUUAAAGAUCUCCUGAAUGAGGCAACCUUUGAUUGCAAUGACUCUGGGAUUCAGUUGCAAGCAAUGGACAAUUCUCACGUUUCCCUCGUCUCCCUGACGCUACGGGCAGAUGGAUUUGACAAGUACAGGUGCGACAGGAACCUCUCGAUGGGAAUGAAUCUAGCCAGCAUGGCAAAAAUCAUGAAAUGUGCCAACAAUGACGAUACUGUGACCAUGAAGGCGCAAGACAAUGCUGACACCGUGGUCUUUAUGUUUGAAUCCCAGAACCAGGAGAAAGUCUCAGACUACGAGAUGAAGCUCAUGAAUCUCGACCAGGAGCACUUGGGCAUUCCCGAAACUGACUACGCAUGUGUCGUCCGGAUGCCGGCAAUGGAGUUUGCACGCAUUUGCCGUGACCUUUCGCAAUUCGGGGAAUCUCUGUCGAUCAGCUGCACCAAGGAGGGUGUAAAGUUCUCCGCGAGCGGUGAUGUAGGUUCAGCCAAUAUCAAGCUGGCCCAAACGACGAGUGUGGACAAGGAGGAGGAAGCUGUCAUCAUUGAGAUGCAGGAACCAGUAUCUCUCACCUUUGCCUGUCGCUAUCUAAAUUCCUUCACGAAAGCCACUCCACUCACAUCACAGGUUCAGCUGUCUAUGUCUCUGGAUGUGCCACUAGUGGUUGAGUACCGAAUCCAGGAUCUCGGCCACAUUCGCUACUAUUUGGCGCCCAAGAUUGAGGAUGAUGAGAAUUAAGGUAUAUUAGCCCGGACUGUCCAGUGAGAUCAUACAGCAUUUUUGAACAAUCCGACUCUGUCUUGUAAUUCGUCGUAUUCAAAUUGAAGGAGAAAUUCAUAACUAAUUUUUAAGAUGAUAAUAAAAUAAAAUUAUUUCACUGAA
This is a messenger RNA of Lutzomyia longipalpis, 1113 nucleotides long. RefSeq names its product proliferating cell nuclear antigen (gene PCNA). Gene Ontology annotation, molecular function: DNA polymerase processivity factor activity; DNA binding. The record is from RefSeq and is a predicted model, not a curated record. Gene Ontology annotation, cellular component: PCNA complex. Bases 187 to 969 code for a protein of 260 amino acids. The transcript is spliced from 2 exons. Gene Ontology annotation, biological process: translesion synthesis; mismatch repair; regulation of DNA replication. NCBI's taxonomy places the organism in Eukaryota, Metazoa, Arthropoda, Insecta, Diptera, Psychodidae.